Molecule: messenger RNA, 697 nt
Organism: Paramuricea clavata
Lineage: Eukaryota; Metazoa; Cnidaria; Anthozoa; Malacalcyonacea; Plexauridae
Source: the annotation of a GenBank genome assembly
AUGGCCUCUCGUGCAACAAAGCAAAGUGUUGGGAGUAAGGGAAGUGGGGACACAGACGAUGACAAAAGGCGCAAGGAAGUAAGGCGAGAAUUUGUAAGCGAAUACGGCAGGGGUGUAAAAGAGAUCACAGGAACCCUUCCAUAUUCAUUGAGCAUGAGACCAGACGCUGUUACCGCCUCGGAAGAAGUGGUGGACAUCGUGUUAGAAUGCCAGACUGUCAAUGCGCCCAACGUUAAUCGAGACAAUUCAGUACGGGUUAGGGUUCUGCACCGCAGGGAUGACGUCGUCGCCAUCAGGCACAAUUUAAGGGGGGAACCAUCCCCGUAGUGGUUAGCUAUUCUUCUGGAGGACGUUUCCGUCGAAGAUGACAGUGGAAAGUUCUUGAGAAAUAAUAUGAGCAUUCGAUGGCUUAACCAAACAGAGAAUCCACUCUGUUAUGUCAAAGGUGAUACCUGUGACAAGAACUCCCCGAAGUUUAUCAUGGCCGACUCGCUCCCGCAGGAUUUUGUUUGAACGCGAACAGUUUCUAGUCCCUCCGGAGGAAAACAAACGACUAUUACGCAUUGCUAAUGGAUAUGAGAAAACUGGAGACGAGGAGCAACAGCAUGUGGAAGAAGAAGAGAUAGAAGAAGAGAUGGAAGAAGUGUUAAACCUUGUCGCACUUCCCGCAAGAUUGCCGGGUGUCAGCCUGUCUUGA